Messenger RNA from Erigeron canadensis, 2796 nucleotides. Its product is annotated as mitochondrial proton/calcium exchanger protein-like. The transcript has 16 exons. NCBI's taxonomy places the organism in Eukaryota, Viridiplantae, Streptophyta, Magnoliopsida, Asterales, Asteraceae. Gene Ontology annotation, molecular function: ribosome binding; calcium ion binding. Bases 244 to 2487 code for a protein of 747 amino acids. Gene Ontology annotation, biological process: intracellular monoatomic cation homeostasis. Gene Ontology annotation, cellular component: mitochondrial inner membrane. The record is from RefSeq and is a predicted model, not a curated record.
CAACAAGAAGUUCAACCCAAAAGAAAUAGUUAUAAAAACUUUACCCUCACCAUCUCCAUUUUCAUUCCACACACACACACACACACACACAUAUAUAUAUAUACAAUUAUACAUACAUAUGCAAUCUCUCUCUCUCACUCACACACACACAAACAAACUCACUUUCGCUACAUAACAACAACACGGUGAUCAAUUAGACGAAAUAGUUUUGUGAGGUUGUAACUACGUUUAGGAUUUUCUAUAAUGGCUUCUAGAGCUUUAUUGAGAAGGAGGCGGCUUUUCACUGAUUACAUACAUACUCCUGGUCGUUCGAUCCAAAGUCUGAGUCAUGGGUUCUCCACUGCGUGCUCAGAUUCCCGUGAUUCGACCCCUAGUCUUGAUAACACUUUUAAAGACUCGGGGAGAACGAAAUCUGUUGAUGCCAGUCAUGCAACCAUUAAAAGGCAUGAGGAUGUUAAAACCUUAUCUGCACUGGGGUUAUUUAGAAUGCAAAAGUGUUAUGGAAUUACAGGACAUGGAACAAUGGGACGUAUGUUGCCAAUGAGGGUUAAUACGAUAUCGCAAUCUUUAAAUUUUGCUACAGUAGCGACGGCACCUAAACCACAGUUAGGUGGCGAUGAGGAGGAUAAAGAACAAGUUGCUAAAAAGAGGAAGGAAGCUUCUCCAGAGGAGUGUGAUCAAGCUGUUGAAGGCUUGACCAGUGCAAAGGCCAAAGCCAAAGCAAAACAGGUUGAAUCUCAGAAGACUGGAAUUGUUAAAUCUAUUUUGAAAAAAACUUGGGCAAUGCUAUUGGGAAUUGGUCCAGCUCUAAAAAUGGUGGCUUCUAUGAGCAGGAAAGAUUGGGCUAACAAACUUGUUCAUUGGAAAAAUGAGUUCGUUGAUACCUUGAAGCAUUAUUGGCUGGGUAUCAAGCUCCUUGGUGUUGACGUGAAGAUCAGUUCCAGGUUGCUUCUUAAGCUUGCUGGUGGGAAGAGUCUCUCAAGGAGAGAGAGACAACAACUGACACGAACCACUGCAGAUAUCUUUCGGCUAGUUCCUGUUGCUGUUUUCAUUAUAGUCCCCUUCAUGGAAUUUUUGCUGCCUGUAUUCUUGAAACUAUUCCCCAAUAUGUUACCUUCUACCUUUCAGGACAAGAUGAAAGAGCAGGAAGCAUUGAAAAGGAAGCUAAAUGCAAGAAUAGAGUAUGCGAAGUUUCUUCAGGAUACAGUUAAAGAGAUGGCCAAAGAGGUCCAAAAUACUAGGAGUGGAGAAAUAAAGAAAACAGCAGAAGAUCUUGAUGACUUCUUGAGCAAGGUCAGAACAGGUGGUUUAGUUGCUAAUGAUGAAAUUUUGGGAUUUGCUAAGUUGUUCAAUGACGAACUUACCCUCGAUAAUAUCAGCAGGCCUCGGUUGGUGAACAUGUGCAAGUAUAUGGGAAUCCAACCUUAUGGAACUGACACAUACUUGAGAUACAUGCUGCGCAAAAGAUUGCAAUGGAUUAAGAAUGAUGAUAAAAUGAUUCAAGCAGAGGGUGGCGUGGAUGCCCUUUCUGAAGAAGAACUUCGUGAAGAUUGCAGAGAGCGAGGCAUGCUUGGAUUACGCUCAGUGGAGGAAAUGCGUCAGCAGCUCCGUGAUUGGUUGGAUUUGUCUCUUAAUCACUCUGUCCCAUCUUCACUCUUAAUUCUGUCCAGAGCAUUCACCGUGUCUGGAAAGUUAAAGCCCGAGGAAGUUGUAAGGGCCACAUUGUCUUCGUUGCCAGACGAAGUUGUCGACACUGUUGGUGUUACCGCCUUGUCAUCCGAGGAUUCUGUAUCUGAGAGGAGGCGAAAGUUGGAGUUCCUUGAAAUGCAAGAGGAACUCAUCAAGGAGGAAGAAGAGGACAAGGAAGAGGAAGCUAAAAUGAAGCAGUCCACUGGUAGCAAUGAUGUUGCAUUAGAAGAGAUGGUUAGUGCGACAGCUUCAGAAGUGCAAGAACAAGCUAGAGCAAGAGCACUAGAUAAGCAAGAGCAGCUUUGUAAAGUCAGUGAAGCUUUGGCUGUUCUAGCUUCUGCCUCUUCUGUGAGUAGGGAGCGUGAAGAGUUUUUGAGGCUUGUCAACAAGGAGAUAAAUUUGUAUCAUAGCAUGGUGGACAAAGAAGGUACUGAUGGUGCACAAGAUAUCAGGAAGGCAUAUAGAGCUGCCCAUGAAGAACCUGCUGAUGAACAUGUAGCUGAUGAGGUCUCUUCAGCACUUAUAAAUAGGGUCGAUGCUAUGCUACAAAAACUUGAGAAAGAAAUCGAUGAUGUAGAUGCAAAGAUUGGCGAUCGUUGGCGAGUACUUGAUAGAGAUUAUGAUGGAAAAGUUACUCCUGAGGAAGUUGCAUCCGCAGCCAUUUACUUGAAAGAUACCUUGGGCAAGGAAGGUGUACAAGAGCUUAUCAGCAACCUUUCAAAAGACAAGGAGGGGAAGAUUCUUGUGGAAGACAUAGUGAAGUUGGGGAGUCGAGUAGAAGAUGCCGAUUCAAUUUAAGCUAAGCAAAACCUGGUGGGUCUGGUGGGGUGGUAGUGUUCCGUUAUUAGUUGGAACCAACAUACGUCAUUUUUGAAUUUUUGCUUAUUGUAGAGCCCAAAGUCGAGUAUAUGCUUAUCCACCCACUUUGUAGGCCUUUAAGUUUAACCAUGGCAAUUCUUAUCGGUCAUGCGUUGCGAGCGACCAAUUUUUGUCGUAGUACUGUAAAAAGUAGUGCUAAGAAGCAAAACCUGAACUAAUAUGUACACUGGAACCAAGUGUCUUUAUAUAGCUCGUGCUUGACAUAUAAUAAUCGUUGCUUAAAAUCAA